Molecule: messenger RNA, 984 nt
Organism: Papilio machaon (common yellow swallowtail)
Lineage: Eukaryota; Metazoa; Arthropoda; Insecta; Lepidoptera; Papilionidae
Exons: 7
Coding region: 1-906 (301 amino acids)
Source: RefSeq, a predicted model, not a curated record
AUGUUUGCAGAUGCCGGUGUUGACGGCUUUGCCGCAGUAAUAAGAAAGAGAGCCGCAUCCCUGAUGCGGCGGGUGCGGUGCAGCGCCAACAGCUACCUGCAACUCAUUGUUGAUAGAGUGGGCUUGGACUGUCCCGUAUUAGCCAAGAGGAUACGUCUACAUAUGUUAUGGGCUGGGUGUCACGGUAGCGGUUGGCGCGAGGCGAUGAUCGACCACAUGGGCCGGCCGCCCUCUCACUAUGCGGCAGCAGUCGACCGAUGUAAGUCUACGGUCGACAAGGCCGUGUGUACGGAGGAGUCGGGUGCAGCGCGGCUGGAGGCGGUGCUGGUAGCGCUGGUGGAGCGCAAGGCGCGCGCACUGCACGCCGAGCACGCCCGCCGCCGCGCGCACACGCAUCCCUUACUGCUGCUACUGCGGGACCAUUUGCCAGACGAAGAGGCAUGUAUGGUGGAGAGCCCCGGGCAGGCGCUACCGUCGCACUGGUGUGAACAUGAAAUUGCGAGGCACAAGCGCAAGAAGCUUAAAUUGCAAAUGCACCACAAAAACGCAAACAGUCCCGGCCGGUUGCAGACGGAGCGACGUCGUCGGCGCCGCAGGCGCAGUCCGCACGCACACACGCACUCACACAAGCCUAAGAAGCAUCGCACGCUGCUCGUAUCCGCUAUUGAUGAACAGGCGAAAGUUAUACACGUACUGGACCCAGACGAGCUGCCGCGGAGGGCGCGAUACACAAUCAUGGUGACGGCCUGUCUAUUGCUCUUUCUCUGUCUGCUGCUAGUCGGAGUUACGCUGAGAAUGGCACCUCUCAUAGACGACAUGGUUCGGCAGGAGAACGAGCGCAUGAUGCACGACGCGCUCCAAGUGGGAAUCGUAAAUCGCACCCAGUCGUCGGAGGCAUUUCGCUGACGCCGCGCUAUUCCCCGCGCCCACGGCUCGAUAACAUCCGACCGGCCGCCGCCCCGCCCGAAGAGCCGCCCGAUUUGG